AUGAAGCUCAUCCCGUAUCACGAGUCCCGCCCAUUGCGCUCGCUCGUCGCCGUCUUCGCCGCCUGGAAAGGCUUCCUGCUGGCCAUUGCCCUGGGAACGGCCCUCAGCCAGGACUAUGACACGUCGACGUCUCUCUUCUUCGAGCACGCGUACGGCUCAAGGGCCAACGCAUCGGCCCUGGCAACGAGGUUGACGCGGUGGGAUGCGCUGUACUUCAUGCAAGCCGCGCGCCAUGGCUAUGUGUACGAGCAGCAGUGGGCCUUUGGAGCCGCUCUUCCGCUUUCUGUGCGUGGCAUUUCGUGGCUGCUGAGGCCAUUGACGCAUCUGGCCGGUGAUGCGGCCCUCGAGCCUGUGGUGGCCAUUGUCUUUACAAACUCGGCUCAUCUGGCGGCCGUGCUGGCUCUACACCGGCUUACCCGUCUUCUAUUCGGGAACAAGACGCUGGCCUACGUGUCAGCAGUUCUGCAUAUCCUCUCUCCAGCCGGCCUCUUCCUGUCCGCUCCUUAUGCCGAGAGUCCGUUUGCCUGCCUGUCAUUCAUCGGCAACCUGCUUUUCGCAGUCGGGCUCCGGCCCAGCGCUACUGUUUGCAAGCGGAUGCUGGCCUUUGUCGGUGCAGGGGUUCUAUUUGGGCUGGCCACUUCGUUUAGGAGCAACGGCUUGCUCAAUGGGCUUCUUUUUGCCGUAGAAGCGACCAAGUGCUUGUCGAGCUUCUUGCGCCAGCCGAGUCUUUCGAGGCUUGCACUGCUCGCCUCCUUGAUCAUCGGCGGCCUUUUCAUUGCGGCUGGCAGUGUAGUCCCGCAAACGGUAGCUUGGUUUAGGUAUUGCCAUGUUGAUCCGGUCAACGGUAUGGAAGCACGGCCAUGGUGUUCUCAACUGAUUCCCAGCAUAUUCACUUUUGUCCAGGGCCACUACUGGAAUAAUGGCUUCUUGAAAUACUGGACCCCAAACCAGCUUCCCCUAUUCUUGUUAGCCAGUCCUGUUCUCACGCUUCUCAUCAGCUCAGGACUGCAAGUCAUUCGUAGCUUUGGCCAGAGCCUCGGUUGGGCCCCGCCAAUGGUUGAGGAGCCGUAUCGUACAUUUGUGCUCACACUCGCCGUGAUACAGGCGCUGGUGGCCGUCCUCGCCAUCACCAACUUCCACGUGCAGAUCAUUACUCGGCUGUCGUCCGGCUAUCCAGUGUGGUAUUGGUGGAUAGCCAACAGCCUCAGAAACGGCGAGACUCGCAAGACGGGAUCCAUGGUGGUCGUGUUCAUGGUGAUGUAUGCCGGCAUCCAGGGAGGCUUGUUUGCGUCGUUUCUACCUCCGGCAUGA
Molecule: messenger RNA, 1311 nt
Organism: Trichoderma citrinoviride
Lineage: Eukaryota; Fungi; Ascomycota; Sordariomycetes; Hypocreales; Hypocreaceae
Product: glycosyltransferase family 76 protein
Exons: 2
Coding region: 1-1311 (436 amino acids)
Biological process (GO): GPI anchor biosynthetic process
Cellular component (GO): mannosyltransferase complex; endoplasmic reticulum membrane
Molecular function (GO): alpha-1,6-mannosyltransferase activity; GPI mannosyltransferase activity
Source: RefSeq, a predicted model, not a curated record